Molecule: messenger RNA, 2086 nt
Organism: Fukomys damarensis (Damara mole-rat)
Lineage: Eukaryota; Metazoa; Chordata; Mammalia; Rodentia; Bathyergidae
Gene: Rmdn2
Product: regulator of microtubule dynamics 2
Exons: 12
Coding region: 506-1879 (457 amino acids)
Cellular component (GO): mitotic spindle pole; spindle microtubule; cytoplasm
Molecular function (GO): microtubule binding
Source: RefSeq, a predicted model, not a curated record
UCGUGGGGCUGGACGCUGUCCCCUUCGGCAGAACUUUCUGGAGACGCACACUCGGCUGUCAGCGCGGCUUCUGGAUCUAAUCCUUCUGCCUCGGAACCGAUGUGUUUUGUUCCCGGUUUUUUUUUUUUUUUUUUUUUUAUUUUAGAUUUGUAUUCUGUAACUAUUUUACACAGAAAGAAGGCCCAGAUUAUCAGUACCAACAUUUACAAAUAAACCAAACACCAGAGCGCUCUCAGUUUAAAUUUUAAAUAGGAAAAAUAAUUAAAACUGAUGAAAUAGGGGUAUUAGAAUUCACUUUACAAAUAGAGGGUUUUCAGGGUUUAUAGAGAAUCUUAGUCUUCAAGGUCUCAGGGCGACUCCUUUGGGAAACAAACCCUAGAUUUGUCUGUAACCUAUAGUGUUUUUUACCCCUUGUUGCAAAAUUUUUUCACUUAUUUUUGAAUUUAUGAGUUACAUGUUUUUGCCCCUAAGAAUCAGCUGAUGAAUCAAGAACAAAGGUCAAGAAAUGCCUCAUUCCACAAACAAAGAACUGUUCCUUGCCAUCAUGGUGGGAACUGCUGGUAUCAGCUUGCUGGUUUUAUGGUAUCAAAAGGUCCGUAAACCAAGGACAGCAGUGAAUUUACGAACAUUGUUUUCUCUGGAUAAUACGUUUGAUUCAACACCUUUGCAAGAUAAAACACACAAUGGCCAAGAAACAGCAGCAAUCUUUCAGAAAAGGCAGCUUCAGAUACUGGACAAGUUAAAUGAUUUGCUGAAAAAUAUGGAAGAACUCAAAGAGGAAAUCAAAUUUCUUAAAGAAGCUAUUCCAAAGUUAGAGGAAUAUAUACAAGAUGAACUUGGAGGGAAGAUAACAGUUCAUAGGAUAAGUCCUCAGCACAGAGCUAGAAAAAGAAGGGUGACUGCGAUUCAGAGUUCAGCAACAAGUAAUAAUAGUUCAGAGGAAGCAGAAAGUGAAGGAGGGUAUAUUACAGCUAAUACUGACACAGAAGAACAGAGUUUUUCAGUGCCUAAGGCAUUUAACGCACAUAUAGAGGAAUUAAAGUUAGACAUACUUCUUCAGAAGGCAGAUCAUUUACGCAUGACUCAGUCUGGCAAAAUGGAGAGUUUUGAACUACUGUGUGAGCACAAAGAAAAGUUUAAGGAUGAAAUUGAAUUUAUAUGGCGGUUUGCUCGAGCUUACGGAGACAUGUUUGAGCUGUCUACAGAUACACGGGAGAAGAAACACUAUGCUAAUAUCGGAAAAACGUUAGGUGAAAAAGCUAUUACUAGAGCACCUAUGAAUGGCCACUGUCAUAUGUGGUAUGCAAUUUUGUGUGGCUGUGUAUCUCAAUUUGAGGGCUUACAAAACAAAAUCAAUUAUGGAUAUCGCUUCAAGGAACAUCUAGAUAUAGCAAUCCAACUUUUACCUGAAGAACCCUUUUUGUAUUACCUCAAUGGAAGAUACUGUUAUACUGUCUCAAAACUUAGCUGGAUUGAGAAAAAAAUGGCUUCUACUCUGUUUGGAAAAAUACCAUCUUCAACGAUACAAGAAGCUCUUCGUAACUUCCUUAAGGUUGAAGAAAUACAUCCUGGUUAUUCUAUACUCAAUUGCAUGUACUUGGCCAAGUGUUAUGCAGAUCUUGAGGAAAAUCAGAAUGCUUGGAAGUUCUGUAAUUUGGCAUUAUUACUUCCCACUGUUACCAAAGAGGAAAAAGAGGCAGAGACAGAGGUGAAAGCAAUAAUCAAGUCCUUGAAGAGUCACCUCAAGAUGAGCAACUUUGCCCCACCAUCUGCUGCCGUGUGCUCCCUCACCACAAGCCCAAGAACAGCAGGCCAACCCACUAUGAACGGAAAUCACCAAGACUGUGAGCCAAAAUACGUCCUUCCUCCUUCAGAUUGAUUUUCUUGGGUAUUUUGUUCCCAGUGAAUGCCAAGUAACACGGGCACUGAUUUAAAACUGAGUUCUGGUAAAGGUGGAGAUCUCAUCAGUGCCCCACAGAAAACCAACAAAACUCACUCCACUUUUCUUCACUCUUGCUUCUAUAUGCACAAGAUCAUUCAGGAACAAACCUGGUGUACCUGAUGUUCAAUAAAUGAGAAUUAGAUU